AACGUUCUUUUGGCAGUGAAGAAACUAGAAAAGAAAAACCCUCUUGGUUAAAGUCGUGAAACCCUGCUUCUCAUUUCUUACAUUCAGUGGUGGCGGCGUGAGAAGAAGCAUGUUGGACAUCAACCUAUUCAGGGAGGAGAAGGGUCAUAACCCUGAACUCAUCCGCGAAUCGCAACGCCGUCGUUUCGCUCCCGUCGAAAUCGUCGACGAGGUCAUCGAUCUCGACAAAGAAUGGCGAAAGCGUCAAUUCGAGUUGGAGAAUCUCCGCAAGGAAUUUAACAAGAUCAAUAAGGAAGUCUCCAAACUCAAGCGUGCUGGUGAGAACGCUUCUAAGUUCAUUAGUGAAUCGGAGGAGACCAAGAAAUUGAUAGCGGAGAAAGAGGUUGAAGUUCGGGAAACUCUAAAUCGCUUGAAUUCCAAGUUGGAAACUAUUGGAAAUCUCGUACACGAUUCGGUUCCAGUCAGCAACGAUGAGGCCAACAAUGCUGUGGUUAGAUCGUGGGGGGAGAAAAGAGUGGAGCCUAAACUAAAGAAUCAUGUGGAUCUAGUUGAGCUUCUCGGGAUAGCAGAUACAAAGAAAGGAGCUGAUAUAGCUGGAGGUAGAGGUUUCUAUCUCAAAGGAGAUGGUGUUCGUCUUAAUCAAGCUCUUAUCAACUUUGGGCUUGAUUUUUUGGACAAAAGGGAGUAUACUUUAUUGCACACUCCUUUCUUCAUGAGAAAAGAUAUAAUGUCAAAGUGUGCUCAGUUAGCCCAAUUUGACGAAGAACUAUAUAAGGUAACCGGUGAAGGAGAUGACAAAUAUCUGAUUGCUACAGCAGAGCAGCCGCUCUGUGCGUAUCACUUAGAGGAUUGGAUCCACCCAUCCCAGCUACCAAUAAGAUAUGCUGGGUAUUCAUCAUGCUUUCGCAAAGAAGCUGGAUCUCAUGGUCGAGACACUUUAGGAAUAUUCCGAGUUCACCAAUUUGAGAAAGUUGAGCAAUUUUGCCUCACUAGCCCAAAUGACAAUGAUUCGUGGAACAUGCAUGAGGAAAUGCUGAAGAACUCCGAGGAAUUCUACAAAGCGUUAAACCUUCCGUAUCAAGUUGUUUCCAUUGUAUCUGGUGCUUUGAAUGAUGCUGCAGCAAAGAAGUAUGAUCUAGAAGCAUGGUUUCCAGCCUCUCAAGCUUACAGAGAGCUAGUGUCCUGUUCAAACUGUACAGAUUAUCAGGCCAGAAGAUUAGAGAUUCGAUAUGGACAGAAAAAGAGCAACGAGCAGAUGAAGCAAUAUGUUCAUUUGUUGAACUCUACUCUCACGGCUACUGAGAGGACCAUUUGCUGCAUACUAGAGAACUACCAGAAGGAAGAUGGGGUAGAGAUACCAGAAGUCCUUAGGCCAUUCAUGGGAGGAAAGACUUUCCUGCCUUUCAAGAACCAACCAUCUAAUGAAGCCAAAGGGAAGAAAUCGAAGGCCUAAUUGCAUUUUAAGGUAUUGAAACAGAAACACGUUCAAUUUAAUCGAGCUGCUCAUAUACUAAAUUCAUUUACAAAUUUCGUGGGAAAGAGGAAUGCGGUCUGGAAAAUGGGGGCUAGAGUUUUUAACCUAGUCUUGUAGUGGGGGGAGGGUGAACUUUGUGGGUUUUCUCUGACUUGUUUUACCCCCCUUUACGUUGAUAGGUUUUACGCAGUGGAAUGAUUCUAAUGUUUCUGAAUCUCUAUUGCUCGACGGUCAAAUAGUUUAAUAGAAAAAUAUUUUCAGAACCUACUAGGAUUCCUUUUUUAUUCUUGUGUUCUGACAUGGAUUUGUCAGUGGUAAUUGGAAUUUUCUUUAUCAGAAGAGUGAGGGUCUCAACUUUCAA
This is a messenger RNA of Vigna unguiculata (cowpea), 1835 nucleotides long. Its product is annotated as seryl-tRNA synthetase / serine-tRNA ligase. NCBI's taxonomy places the organism in Eukaryota, Viridiplantae, Streptophyta, Magnoliopsida, Fabales, Fabaceae. The record is from RefSeq and is a predicted model, not a curated record. Gene Ontology annotation, biological process: seryl-tRNA aminoacylation. Gene Ontology annotation, molecular function: serine-tRNA ligase activity; ATP binding.